AUUUCAGUCCACUCGGAGUCGUCUGUUGCGUCGGUUGCUCGAGUCCCUUCCGUUUGCCAAAAAAGAAAAGCGCGGCGGCUGGUGCGUUUGUUUUCGCCUCGUAGAUGCUGGCUGCAAUCGAGCACAACAAAAGCUGCGGUGGCAGCAAUAAAAACGAGGAGCGAAAUUAAGCGGAGGCGCUGGAAACAAAAAAAAAAAACUAACGAAAUCAGGCGACCCCAAAUAAACAAUCAUCACAUAAAUACGUAAUCAACAAGCGGCCCCAAAAAAAGAGGCUCCUUGGCUGGCAGCCAACGGCAAACCACCCACCAGGCCCCACCACCCACUGAACCACCCACUCAGCCACCCACCCACCGCAGCAUGUAAAGCUCUGUGGGCGGGGGGAGUGGCACAGACACUUUUGGAGGAGGAGGUGUGAGUGAAGCGAUGUGAAGGCAAAACAUUUUGUAAUAUUAAAGAACAGACAGCAGGAGGAGGACGAGCACCUGUUGCCGACCCGUCCACAAAAGACUGGACUACACUGGACUGGACUGGGCGAAAGUGUGCGGUGAAAGGCCAGGUGAAAGGUGAAAGUAGUAAGCUGAGAGCAGCAAAAGCACCGCAACAAUGGCCGUAAAUGUACUGGACUACGAUCACUUCGCCAUCAGCGCCAUCGUGGUAGGCUCUUUGCAGCUGGUCUUCUUCCUGAUCAACUCCAUUCUCCAGAUGGACAAGCUGACGGACUUUGCCGGCGGGGUGAACUUCAUCAUCAUCUCCCUGCUGACCUUCUUCCUCGGCCAAAUCGAUCGACCAUCGAAGGCCUAUGACAGUCGCCAGCUGAUGGUCACCUUCUUCGUUUGCCUGUGGGGCGCACGGCUGUCCGGAUAUUUGCUAUAUCGCAUUAUAAAGUUGGGUCGCGACAAGCAGUUCGAGGAUACCCGCCGUAACAUCAUUCGCUACGCGGUUUUCUGGACCUUCCAGGCCGUGUGGGUGUACAUUGUGUCACUGCCUGUAAUAAUCAUCAAUUCACCGCGCCACUCGCAGCCGCGUGCCCCAAAGACUAUGACCACAUUGGACUCCACGGGAACGGGUAUGUUUAUCGUUGGUCUGCUGGCGGAGACCUAUGCGGAUCUCCAAAAGUUCUCAUUCCGCCAGGAUCCGGCCAAUCAGGGCAAGUUCUGCAAUGAUGGACUUUGGAGCGUGUCGCGGCAUCCCAACUAUUUUGGCGAAGUGGUCAUCUGGUGGGGCAUCUUUGCCAUAUCGCUGAAUGUGAUCAGUGGCCAUGAGUGGGUGGCGAUUGCCUCGCCCAUUUUCACCACGAUGAUCAUCCUUUUUUUGUCCGGGAUUCCGCUGCGGGAACGUAGUGCCGAUGAAAAAUACAAAGACCAACUGGAGUACCGGAAGUACAAGGCCUCGACCUCGCCGCUGAUCCCAGUGCCUCCAGCCGUCUACGUGGAGGUGCCCAGUGCCCUGAAGUUCAUCCUGUGCUGCGAGUUCCCCAUCUACGACUCGAUGCGGAUCCAGAAGGACCUCAGUCCAUACUCGCUCUCGAUAGCCCGCUCCCACUCGCACAUCUAGCAGUCAGUGGCCCACUCCAGCAGCGCGGCGGCUGGCGUGGGUCAACUGAAUGCCCAUUCGGGAGGUCACUCCGGGGGCGGCCACUCGGUGGGUCUCUCGCUACACCGGGGUCAGUGCUAUGGGGCCAAUGGCGGCGAUGCCGAGAGUCACCAGAACUGUGGCGGCAGCUGUCGGAACGUGCACGUCAAGUCGAAUCCCUACCAGUGCGAGGCGGGCUACGGCCACUAUCCGGUGUGCCACACCGACGACGACACGGAUGACGGGAUCAUCUACAUGGACCGCACCCACUUCUACCACGAGCAGGAGCAGCAUCCGGCGAAGGCGGUGUCCAGCACCAAGUGCAGCUACCUGGCCGAGGAGGAGCUGGCCUCCGACUACGACGAGGAUGUGCCGGCCAUCGACCUCAGCAAGGCCACCAGUGUGGAGAGCUUUGGUACCCGGGUGCAGUCGGAGCAGGCCGUGAAUGCCGACGGGCUACCCGUGACCGUGACCACGAUUUUGUGAUUGCCACUCUAAGAUUUCUUACCGAACCAAGUGAUGUUGUUCGGAUCGGAUUUUUAUAUUGCAUGUACAAUGGUGUGGAACUCUUUGUAAGUCCUUGAAAUGGUGCGAUUUCGGAGUAUUUUAAUAUCUAGAAUUUUAUUCUUUAACAAAAUAUUUGCAUGAGGUUUAUUAAUCUUUAAUCCAGAUCUUUUUUCUUGUAAUUAUUCUAUCCUAAGGUUGUUUUAAAUUCUCAAAGGGUUAAGUUACCAAAGAUAAUGUUCAUUAAGUUUUGGAAACUUAAAAGUGAGAUCGCCUAUUCUUAAAAAUAUGUGGCAUGGUUCUUGUAUAUAUAUAUUGACUAACCCCAAGGUUAUUUAGGUCAUGAUUUUAAAGGCGAAACGCAAAGGUACUACCCAAUCUUUUAAAAAGAAAUUCGUUCCACUCUUUUGUAUAGAAAUAAAUAUAUUUUAUUCUGACAAAUGCCAAAGUACCGGAUGGUAAUGGUACCUAGCAUAUUGGAUACUCACAGCUGUCUAACACUCUAGUCUCUAUGCUAUUGUUGCUCAAAUAACUAAUGUGCCUCUUAUGUGCUCUGCGCACCCCUAGAUUGUUGCACUCUUACAAAGUUUACGCUAGCCUCUGUUGAACUCUCGUUGCUCCGCGACAAAUGUUGCCCCCAGAUCAAGAAUGAAGAUGAAACCCUAUAUAUAUAUCUAUAUCUCAACUACAUAUUUUCGUAUCGUAUCGAACCGCAAAUCCACACCCCACCAAACAAAAGGAAUCGAAUCUGAAGCCAUUUAAACUGAAACAUAUCCCAAGGCAACGCAAACCCAACCAAAGGUCGAUUUACACAUACAAUAAGUACAAGAAUUGUCGCAGUGAAUUACGAUAGAGGACGUUCGAUAGCCAUUGUUAUUUUAUAUACAGAAAUAUCUACUCGUAGUAGCUAAACAGAGAAAUAUACCCAAAUGUAUGUGCGUUACCCAAAAUGUUCUCGAUAAGUGUACGUGUCUGUGUCUAGUUUGUGUCUCAAAUGUUAAGCAGUAUUACCUAAUGAACGAAUUGUACCUAAUUGAUUAUGCUGAGUAUGGAAACUAAUAAACGAAACUACAAUUAAA
Molecule: messenger RNA, 3158 nt
Organism: Drosophila suzukii
Lineage: Eukaryota; Metazoa; Arthropoda; Insecta; Diptera; Drosophilidae
Source: RefSeq, a predicted model, not a curated record